Messenger RNA from Annulohypoxylon maeteangense, 2625 nucleotides. Its product is annotated as BRO1-domain-containing protein. Lineage: Eukaryota; Fungi; Ascomycota; Sordariomycetes; Xylariales; Hypoxylaceae. The transcript is spliced from 3 exons. The record is from RefSeq and is a predicted model, not a curated record. Gene Ontology annotation, cellular component: endosome. Bases 1 to 2625 code for a protein of 874 amino acids. Gene Ontology annotation, molecular function: protein binding.
AUGCAAACCAACGUUCUCGCCGUUCCGUUCCGCAAGGGAACCCAGCUGUCGCUGUCGGCAGCUAUCCGGCAGUACAUAUCUACCAAAUAUGACCAGCAUCCGGAUAUGUUUCGGCAAGACCUUGAGGUGAUCGAUGCUUUGAGGCGCGACGCUGUAAACGUGCGCGAGCCACAUCCUAGCGGCGUCGCAAGAUUGCAAGCCUACGCUGGACAGCUGGUCUGGAUCGGUGGAAAGUUUCCUAUAGAUAUCGGCGCAGACUUCACGUGGUAUCCUGCCUUGGGUUACAAUACCGAACGACCUAUAGUACAUAAUAAUCUAAAAUUCGAACUUUCCAAUAUCCUCUACAAUAUCGCCGCGUUAUACUCUCAGCUAGCCAUAGCUGGCAAUCGAUCUAGCACGGAUGGACUCAAAAUCGCUGCGAGCUAUUUCAGCCAAUCGGCAGGUAUUUUGACACACUUGAAGAAUGAUGUUAUACCUGAACUGCGAACCACUCCCCCGGAAGAUAUGGACGAACAUACAUUAGACUCGUUGAUAAAGCUGCAGUUAGCUCAAGCUCAGGAGUGUUUUUGGCAGAAGGCCGUUAUGGACGGCUACAAAGACGCAUCGAUCGCGAAGCUAUCCGCCAAGGUGUCAGAUCUAUACAAUGAAGCGGGUGAAGCAGCAAUGAGGUCGGAGGCCAUAAGUAGUAGUUGGAUUCACCAUAUGAGUGCGAAACACCACCACUUUGCUGCCGCUGCUCAAUAUCGCGCUGCCUGUGAUUGCCUCGAAAAGCGAAGGUACGGUGAGGAGGUAGCAAGACUGCGCGAUGCUGUUGCGUGUGUGACGGAAGGACUUAGGGAGAGUCGUGGUGGUUACCUACACAAGGCAGUAGUGGAAGACUUAAAUGGACUCAAGAGAAGAGUAGAGGAAGAUCUGAAGCGGGCGGAAAGAGACAACGACGUGAUAUAUCUAAAUCCAGUACCACCAAAGCCAGAACUCAAGAUCUUAGAUCGAGCCACUAUGGCAAUCGCACGAAUACCACCACAAGUGUCAGCACCAUUGGAUUAUCUGAGUGAGAAGGGGGAGUUCGGCCCCCCUCUCUUCACGAAGCUUGUUCCAUAUUCCGUUCAUAUUGCCGUCUCUAUCUACGAAGAACGAAGGGAUCGUCUUGUCAACCAAAACAUUAUCGAAAAACUCGAAACAUUGAACGAGAGGAUUCAUGAGAUUUUAUCAUCACUCAACCUCCCCGGCUCACUCCAGGCCUUUGAAAAGCCACUUGGUCUACCAGGAACACUCGUUCAACACGCCGAGGAAAUUCGUCAAGCGGAUGCCUUAAAUCGGUUACAGAGAAGCUUUGCGGAUAUUGAUAAACUGCGAGCUUCCGAUUUAGCCGUAUUUGAGGAAGGAAAAAAUCUACUACAAACAGAAGAGGAUGAAGAUAUUCAAUUGCGUAGGAAGUACGGCACAGAUCGAUGGGCCCGACCCGAAAGCCGUUUUGAGCCUGACCAAGGUUUGAAACUCUGGAACCAGGUGAAAGAUGCAGAAGGGUGGUUUGCGAAUAGCGAAAGCAGCGACGCGGUCGUACGUGACAAGUUUCAUGGCAUUGAACCCACUUUGGCCGUUCUCAAUGGUCCAGAUCGUGGCAUAUUGGACUAUGUGCCCUCAUCCCGUCGCACCGAAAUUCCAGAAACGCUCAAACCUUCGAUUGGCCGUUUACGCACAGCUUAUAAUAAUAUAACUCGUCUUGAGGGUCGUCGUCGUCGAAAGGCCGAGGUUCUUCGUGAGAAAGCCCGCAGCGACGACAUCAAGUCCGACAUUCUAGCCGAAGCGGCACGUCUAGAGCGCUCCCAGGCAGUAGCAACCGCUAUCGUUCCUGCGCACUUCGAAGAGUUCUUCGAGAAACGCCUAGACUCGCGCUACGAACCCGAUAUCGAGCUCGUGCAAGCAGAGGGCACCGAACAGGAGAAGCUUGUCACGGAACUGAUAAGAGUAAACCGUGAAUUCGAGAGCCAGAAGAAGAUGGUGGGCGACAAGGGUAACAGAGAAAGGGAACAGGCUCUUCAAAAGCUGGAGAACGCAUAUUACAAAUAUAAGGAGUUGGUUAGCAACGCGGAGGCCGGGCGCAAGUUCUACAACGAUCUCAGCCGUAUAGUAGGUGGUUUUCGAGACGGCGCCCGGAACUUUGUAGCGGACAGGAGACACGAGGCGCGCUUGCUCGAGGACGAGCUAAACAUGCCGCCGCUGGGCAACCUGAGCUUAGGCAGCCAGCAAAGCCACAUGCAGCAGCCAGUCCCGUCAGCUAGCUCUUCCUCAUACGGUCUAGACGACGGCACGAGCUACCAGACCCAACGACAGCAACAACAACAGCCUCAGAACUCAUUCAUGUCGCCCCCCGUCCAGCCUAGACAACAAGUCCAAAGCCCCCCCGAAGCACGCAUCCAAUCGUGGGCGCCGGCCGCGGAGACAGUGGCGCCGCAGCCGCAGCCGCCGAGGGCGAACCCUAUGCAGGGUGUUUGGAACCCCGGCGCGGGCAUCAAGUUCGCCAGCCCGUCGCCUGGGGCGGAUGGCGCGGGGAGUGCUGCUCAGCAGGAUAAGAGAGCUGUCAGUGGGACUUGGGAUAGGAAUGGUGCGAUUCGGUUCGGUUAG